AUGGGAGAUGAAGCAGCAGGUGUGGAUACACUGGGAGCUGUAGCCGCGGACCUGCGACCGAAGCAGCAUCUUCUUGAGCGACUGCGCAGCCCUAUUCAGGAUUGCACUGUUCACCUCCGUAGAAUGAGGAGGGGGCUAGAAAAGAACGUGUGCACGUUACUGGACAACAUCACGGCAGACAGACCAGAGAGAAGAACAGCACUUGUCGCUAGAGAGCUCACAUGCUACAACAUUGACAUUGCAGCCCUUAGCGAAACUCGCCUUGUUAAUGAAGGACAGCUGUCUGAGUCGGGCAGUGGCUAUACAUUCUUUUGGAGUGGCUGCAGCAGUGAUGAGCGUGGCGAAUCUGGAGUUGGCUUCGCCAUCAAGAAUCAUCUUGUUCGGAAACUUGCCAGUUCCCCCAAGGGUAUGAAUGACCGGCUCAUGAGAAUGCAGCUUUCGCUUCAAAAAGGAAAACAGGCUACUUUGAUCAGCGCAUAUGCUCCUACAAUGACCAACCCAGAGGAUGUGAAGGAUAAAUUCUAUGAAGAACUAGAUACUCUUCUAUCGUCAGUGCACCGCACAGACAAGCUGAUUCUUCUUGGCCAUUUUAACGCAAGAGUCGGAUGUGAUGCCGCAGCCUGGGAAGGAGUCAUCGGGAAAAAUGGAGUGGGAAAGUGUAACAGCAAUGGCCUGUUACUGCUGAAAACUUGUGCAGCACAUGUCCUUCUGAUCAGCAAUACGGUCUUCCGCCUUCCUACCCGUAACAGGACUUCAUGGAUGCAUCCCCGUUCCAAGCACUGGCAUUUGAUCGAUUAUGUCAUCAUCAGGAGAAGGGACAGACAAGAUGUCAGGGUUACAAAAGCUAUGUGUGGUGCUGACUGUUGGACGGAUCAUAGGCUCAUAGUAUCCAAAAUGAAGCCCUGUAUCAUGCCGAAGAGACGACCACAAGGCUGUAAGGCUCUCAAAAGGAUCAAUGUGUCAAAGCUGAAGAACAGCCGCAUCACUGAAAAUCUAGCGGAAGACCUAGAGAAUGAGCUUGCUGAUCUUCAUAUUGAGGAUGACGCUGAGAAAGUCUGGGAGCGAUUCUGCAACAUUGUCCAUGCAGCUGCAUCGAAGGUAUUGGGGCCCUCCACAUGCAGGCGGCAAGACUGGUUUGACAAAAAUGAUGCAGAAAUCCAGGCCUUACUUGCUGAGAAGCACCGCCUGCAUCGUGCAUAUCAAAACGAUCUAUCUUCAACGGCAAAGAAGACCGCCUUUAUCAACGCUCGCAGAACAGUACAGAACCGACUAUGCAAAAUGCGGGACUUGUGGCUGAGCGCCAAAGCAGAUGAAAUACAGGGAACCAUUCCACAAGAAUAUAGAGACACGUCCAUCUUGCACCUCUAUAAGAGGAAGCGCAAUCGCCAGGUAUGCGAUAAUCACCGUAGAAUCUUGCUGCUUUCUACAGCGGGGAAAGUUCUUGCACGGGUUCUGUUGAACCGAUUGAUCACUCACCUGGAGAAGGGCUUACUGCCCAAAUCACAGUGUGGCUUCUGCAAAAGAUGUGGGACUAUUGACAUGAUCUUUGCUGUGCGUCAGCUACAGGAGAAAUGUCAAGAGCAGAAUCGUGAACUCUACACAACUUUUGUGGACCUCACGAAAGCAUUUGACUCUGUCAGUCACCAGGGCCUGAGGAGGAUCAUGUUGAAAUUUGGCUGUCCAGACAGAUUUAUAUGAGUGGUACAUCAAUUUCAUCAUGGUAUGAUGUCUCGUGUCCUGGAUGACGGUGAAACAUCUGAGACCUUCCCAGUCACCAACGGCGUCAAGCAAGGGUGUGUUUUAGCACCCACUUUGUUCAGCAUGAUAUUCUCUGCCACUUUGACUGAUGGCUUUCACACUGAAGGAGUAGGCCUGAAGUAUAGAACUGACGGGAAAAUAUUCAAUCUGAGGCGACUACGUGCCAUCACCAAGGACAGAGUGACCAAUAUUAAGGUCCUCGAGAGUAAACACAACCAGCAUCAAGGAAAUGCUAUUGAGAGUGCAACUUAG
Trachemys scripta elegans is the source of this 2010-nucleotide messenger RNA. RefSeq lists its product as uncharacterized. NCBI's taxonomy places the organism in Eukaryota, Metazoa, Chordata, Testudines, Emydidae. Gene Ontology annotation, molecular function: catalytic activity. The record is from RefSeq and is a predicted model, not a curated record.